GAAAUCUGAGCCACAAUCAAAAGAGGUUCAGCGGCGGAAGCAUCGUUUUGGUUCUUGCGGCGCAUCAAAAAGAGAAGAGCAAAGAAAAGAGAGGCCGGCUCGGCGAAACGGAGCGUGCAUGGUCCCGGGUUUUGAUCGGUCUCCAGUGGGAGUCCCGCUCAGUUGUGGAGCUCCUGGCGUGGGUUCCUGGAGGGCGGUGGCUCGCGGGAGGUGGGGAGGCUUCUCUUGUCAGAGCGGCAAGUGAAACGGAGGGGUGGGGAUGGGUUAGCCAGCUCUGAGAGACCAGGCUGGCUGGUUCCGUGCACACCACACUCGCCGAGGAAGGGUUACUGGAGGGAGGUCGGGGCAUUGGCCAGCCUGGAUGUCUGGAGAGGCUCGGGGGAGCCUGGCAUUAACAGGCACCUCUGCGGGUGAGAGAGGGAACGCGAGAGAGGCGCUAGGAGAGGGGAGCCGGGCAGGAGCAGCUGGGAGGAUGAAGGAAAGCUGCCGGAUUUGUGGGCGGGAGCUCUGUGGCAACCAGAGGCGCUGGAUAUUCCACACUGCUGCCAAGCUCAGCUUGCAGGUUUUGCUGUCCCACGUCCUGGGCAAGGAGAUCUCUCGCGAUGGGAAAGCCGAGUUUGCUUGCAGCAAGUGCGCCUUUAUGCUGGAGCGCAUCUAUCGCUUUGACACAGUCAUUGCCCGCAUUGAAGCGCUCUCUAUUGAGCGUCUGCAGAAGCUGCUGCUGGAGAAAGAUCGCCUCAAGUCUUGCAUCGCCAGCAUGUACAGGAAGAACAACGAAGACGUUGGUGACGAUGUGGUAGAAGUGUCCAGCCUGCCGGAUGUCAGAUACACAGCCAUGCUUCAGGAAGAUUUUGCUUAUUCAGGGUUUGAAUGUUGGACAGAACUGGAGGAUCGUGUUGUAGAACCACAUACCUGCCAUGCUGUGGAAGGUAUGGGCAACCGUCCUAGGCGAUGUCGAGGCUGUGCUGUGUUGCGUGUAGCAGAUGCUGACUAUGAGGCGAUUUGCAAAAUACCACGAAAAGUGGCAAGGAGUAUUUCCUGUGGCCAAUCUUCUAGGUGCUCUGCUAGCAUUUGUAAUGAAGAAUCACCUGUGUGUGAACCAGUAACUGCUGAUCUGCCAAGUAGCAAGGAACCUUUGGAUGGAGAAAGCAUGGAAGAAACAACCCCUGGAUCAUCUCUUGAAUCAUUGGAUACAACUGUGGCAGCCAGUCCUUUGCUUCAGAAGGAUGAGGAAACAGAUACGGAGGUCAAGAAAGGUGGGAAGUGUGACUAUUGUGUAGGCGAACGCAUCCUCCACAACUUGCCACUGCACAGAAACAGGCUGGACAUUGCUCUUAGUCUGGUCAAAGCUUUUGAUUGUAAACCGGUCCAGAGUCCUAGGGGGAGCAAGCUGCCUAUUCCAGUGAGGUCAAGUCCCCUUUGCCAGGAUCUGAUGGAUAAAAGCACUUAUCCUGGUUUCCUAAACCUGACUGUGAAGUCUCCUUCUGGAUCUGCCUUAGCCUUUCCCUUGGAGAUGUCUGACCUUCAGGAAUUGUGGGAAGACCUUUGUGUGGAUUAUAUUCCACUUCAAGUUAAGGAUCUGUGCAAGAAUCAGCAGCAACUGACUCAGUGUGACUCUUCCCCGAGUGAACAAACAACUGAACUAAAUAAUGCAGAACUUCUGGAAAAAAUCAGCCACUUCAGUGCUACCAAUAAGCAGCUGCAAGAAAAACUGAAUGAGGUGAGUUUUGAAUUGAAGACUGUCCAGCAUGCAUCCCGGAAACAGGAUCACAAAAUCCAAAACUUGAAUGAGUCCUUGAAGAGCAAAGAGAGUGAGUCUGAAGAACUGUAUCAUGUAAUUGAGAAACAGAAUGAGACAAUAGCCAAGCUGCGAGAGAUGUUGCAGAGAAGCCAGCUUGGACAAAUGCAGAUCUCAGAGGGCUCUUCCUCAUUUCAGCAGAAGCAGCAAAUAGCACUACUUGAUAUGCAGAACACACUUUUCUUCACUCAGCUGGAAGUGCAGCAACUGAAGAGGACUCGGCAGCAAAAGGAUCGCCAGCUGGCUGAGGCCAGGAGAACUGCCCAGUUUCUAGAGACAGUGUUGCAAGAGGAACAGCACCAGAAAGAGGAGGCAUGGAAACACAAUCGGGAGUUGCGUGCUACUCUUCAGCAGUUACAAGUAGAGCUUCAGAACAAGAACUGGCAAAGCUGUACUUUGGAGAGGGAGAAAUUCUUGGAGAUGCACAGACAAGAGCAGAAAAUUAAGCAUUUGGGCCAUAACCUGGCUUGGAAAGAACAGCUUCUGCAGGAGUCUAAGGAACUUCUACAAUAUCAUCAAAAUGUGGACAAGAACCCCAUAUCAGCAGAUCAUAUGGUACAGAAAUUGCAACAGCGAAUUAAAGACAGAGAUGCUGCCCUGGAGCGAGCAGUAGAUGAAAAGUUUUGCCUGCUUGAAGAGAGAGAACAAGAGAUGCAGCAGCUUCGUUUGUCUGUGAGAGACCGAGAGUGUGACCUAGAAGGUCUGCGCCGAGUCCUCUUCAGUAAUGAGGCUACCAUUCAGGGUCUGGAGAGCUUGCUGAAAGCCAGGGGCCUAGAACUAGAGCAACUAUCUGCAACCUGCCAGAACUUGCAGUGGCUGAAAGAGGAAAUGGAAGCAAAAUCCCACCACUGGCAGUCAGAGCAAGAGGGUAUCAUCCAGCAGCUGCAGACAGCUCUGCAUGACAGGAACAAGGAAGUGGAAGCACUUUCAGCAACACUGCUGUGCAAGUUGGGGCCUGGGCAGAGGGACAUUGUGGAAGAGAUGUGCCUCCGCCUUCAGCAGAAGGAGCAGAUCAUCCAAGAACUUCUGAGUGACAAAAGCCAGCAAACUGUACAGCAAGAGGCUGAGCUUCAGGAAUUGCUUCAAACUAUGAGCACCAGAGAGCAACAAAGUCGUAUAUCUUCUGAGAAGAUGGCACAAGCUCUAAUAGAAAGGAGCUGUGAGUUGCAAGUCCUGCGCCAGCAACUGGUGGGCCAGACUCCUCGACAGGAAACGGAGGCUUCCAAGACUCAACUCCUACAGAAGGACCAGUCUGAAGCAUUGAAGCAAGGAAUCUCUGGUGAGAGUACCACUGCUAUGAUCUCCAAGGAAGAAGACAGCAAGUCCAAGGUGGAGAAAGGCAUUUUGGAAACAACUGUUGGACUUGAGGAUCAGCUCAUUCAUGCCAAAGAGGAGCUUGAACUACUGAUGCGAAAAGAACAGGAAAGCAGGCUGGAACUUUCUGCUCUUCAGUCUGUGGUGGCUUCCCAGGAGGAAGAACUGCAAGUUCAAGCCUCUGAUGUUGAAUCGCUUACUAGGAGCAUCCAGAUCAAAGAAGAACUUAUAAAGGACUUGCAGAUGCAGCUGGUUGAUCCUGAAGAAAUGCCAGCAAUGGAGCGGCUUACCCAGGAAGUUUUGAUACUUCAGGAAAAGGUAGCAAGAGUGGAAUCACAAGGGCAGGAAGCCACAGGAAGCAGAAAACUGCAGCUGCUGCUUGUGUUGGAGAGAUUAGCAGCAGAGAAGAAUCAACUGAAUGAAGCUCUGCAAGCAGAAAAGCAGCUCUAUGAUACUCUGGUGAAAUUUCACACUCAUCCUGACAGUUCUGGGCAAGAACAGACUCUGCAAGUGGAGCUCGAGAGGAUCCAGGCAAUCCGUGGACAACUGGAAGAGGCUCUUGAAAGAAGUCUGGAGCGCCUGACCAGGCUGGAUUCACUGGAUAGCAUUGGAGGUCCAACAGUUACUGAGGAUGCUGAGGAUGCCAGCACUGAGUUCACAGACAGCAUUGAGGAGGAGGCACAAAGAGUUGCUGAGCAGCAGAGCAUUAAGGGAGGUCCUGAUGACAGCCUGGUGGGCCAUUCCAGCUGUCCUGCUCCAGCCUCUUUGGCACAGGAAAUCAUUCUGCAGGAGGAACUGCUUUCUGCAAAAUCUGAGGUUCAGCAAGUUCUUGAGAAGAAGAAGAAGCUGGAAGAGGAGUUACACAAUCUCAAGGGGCAGAUUGAGGAAGCUGGGUUCUCCUCAGUGUCUCACAUCAGGAAGGCCCUACUGAGCCUGUGUCUAGAGAAUGCGGAGCUCAAGGAACAGAUUGGAGAAGCAACGUUGUCAGAGGGAUGGGAGAAUGAGGAUGAAAAGGAGGAAGAAGAGGACUUGAGGCUGGAAGUCAGGAAGCUGCGGGAGAAGCUGCACACUUCAGAGAUUUUGAUUGGCCUUCUCAAAGAACAGCUGACUCUGAACAACCCAGGAGGCGAAGACAUCUGCAAGCCCCAACUCACUGCUAGCAUGGCUCAGAUGAUUGAACAGCUGCGGAUGGCUAAGCAGGGCACCUCCCAGGGGAUUCUCCACAAUGAUGUCCCACAAUGGCACUGCCCACAGCUCCAGUCUGAGGACUUCAGCCCAUCCCACACCCCCGCAGGGACUCAGGUGGGAGGCGGCGGCUUUUGGCAGCAGUUUACGGUACCAGGCCAGCAGCUCCACUCAGAGCUGCCUCAGUGCAGACAACAAUGUCACAAGCUGCGAAACAAGCUCCUGGUUUCAGAGGCUACCAUCCAGGCUCAGACAGCACAGCUGGAACAGUACCGGACUCUGCUCAGUGAGCCCGUGGUACAGCAAGACAGCAAACAGAUACAAGUGGAUCUCCAGGACCUGGGCUAUGAGACUUGUGGGAGAAGUGAAAAUGAGGCUGACAGAGAAGAGGCCACUAGCCCUGAAUGCGAAGAACAUGAUGGAUUCAUGAAAGACUCAAAGUUGUGGAAGAAGCUUCUGGGCUCCCAUCCAAGCAGGCUAAUGACAUACAAGGCACUCAUGGACUGCAGCCAAUGUGAUGAUGCAGCCCUCCUCCGCCAGCAUAUCCAGGACCUCAAGGUCCAGCUGCAGAGCUCCCACAGAACCAUCCAGAAUCUGCAGAGCUGUGUGCACUCCAUGUCUACUACCAGUGACUUAGGGGGCAAGGACUCACUAAAGUUGAAAGAGAGCUAUACCAUGGGCAGCUCCCCAUCACACAGUGCGACAGAUGAAGAUGAGGGCUGGCACUCUGAUAGCUUUGGGUAUUUCUGCCCUUCAAGCCUCCAACCCAACAAAGACCUGGCCAGGCUCAUCAAGAGAGUGUCCCUGCUUGAGGCUCAUCUAGGCAAAGCCAAGCCAAAAGUGUCGUUGCCAAAGGAGCUAAAACCCAUUGUAUCAAUGGGGAAAUAUGACUCAUUGGUCCAAGCUCAGGCUCGAGAGCUCUCCCAUCUGCGCCAGAUGAUGCGGGAUGGACAAGGGGUGUGUCAUAUGCUGAGCCAACACUUCAGUGACACUAUCAAGUCCUUUGAGGAGCUCCUGCGAGGCACCGACAUUGAUUACUUCCUGGGGCAGAGCUUCCGUGAGCAGUUGGCCCAGGGGAACCAGCUGGCAGGACGACUGGCCAGGAAACUGAACAGUAAGAAUGACCUAAAUACGGAGGACAAAUCUGGUCAGGAACUGAUCACUCUGAGGCUAAGCAAAGAGCUCCAGGAGAAGGAGCAAAUCAUCAAGAGUCUCCAAGCAAAGCUUCACACGCGCUCAGUGACGCCUUCUAGUAGCCACACCAUAUCUGAGUCAUCUCGUUCUGGCAGCAGCACUUCCUUCCUCUCUGAUGGUCUGGAGGGCUGCUCGGACAUGGAUGAUGUCAGUGACUCCAUUUGCUACCAGGAGAACCUUAGUGAUGGCCAGUCCCACGACCUUCUUGACACAGAUCUUGGCAGUUGUUCUGGCAAGACUUCUGCCCAACCAUCUCACCCAUCCCAUGCUACUAUCGCCCACUCUGCUCCAUCAGAAUCCAUGCAAAGGCACCUAAUUCUGCCUCCUCCUCAGCAUCCCUCUCAGACUGCCAGCCAGCCUUCUGGAGGCUUUCAUCCUGACUCCUUGUCCAAACCAGCUAGCUUCUCUUUGGCUCCAUUUGCCUCAGGGGGCUGCUCUUUCCCGCCUUUUGCGCCUCCUCCAGCCCAUACUCCACUUCUUGGCUACUGCAGAACACCGGCCUUCUCACUGGCCGAGGCACAGCAAGAGUUGCAGAUGCUGCAGAAGCAGCUAGGAGAAAGUGUAAGCCUCCCAGCACUGUCGUCAGCAAAGCCAGAGUCUCUGGCUAGCCCUUUUUCUGCAGGCAGCCCUGCUUUCUCUUCCAAGCACUGCCUCCAGGCCUGCCAUUAUGUUCCUGAGUCAUUUCCUCUGCAUAAUUCUGCCACGUGGAACAGGAAACCUAGGGAGACCAUGGGGAAGAACAGGCCCUCCUGGAAUAUGCCUCAUUUCAGACAGCCUCAAGAGGGACUUACUUGUGGAAGUCUGCCAUCGUGCUCCUCAGCAAACAUCUCUAGUCAGCAGCUUUCAGGUGCUGAUUUACUAGAGGAGCAUUUGUCUGAGAUCCGGAUACUGCGCCAGCGCCUGGAGGAGUCCAUCUGCACCAAUGAUCGCCUGCGGGAGCAGCUGGAGACCCGUCUGGCCUCUGUGUCAAAAAGCAAUGGGUCAUCUUCUAACAUCUCUGCCCAAGGGCUGGAGGCUGCUUCCCAGCUUCCCAGCAAGUCCCAGGCCCUGCAAGAGGAUAACAAGAGUCUGCAGCUUCAGUUCCAGCUCAGUCGCCUGGCUGCAGAUCUGAAGGAAGCUCUACAUGUGUCUCAUUCAAAACUGCGUGAUGGAGAGGUUGAACUGGAAGAGCAGCGGGCUAAGCAGCAGCGGCUGCAGGAGGAGAUCUGGGGCAAGCAGCAGGAUCUUGUACAGCUCCAGGAGAAGUGUCUGACUCUGCAAAAGAACAAUUCCAGACUUCAACAAAGAGUGCUGUCGCUUCAACAGCAGUGUGAGGAAAAUCAACUGCUCUUCCAGGCCGUACAGUCUGAAUUAUGUGUCUAUGAAGCGUUGUGUGGCCCACAACAGAAGGCAACCUCAGGGGCAUAUCCAGAAGAUUUCCUCUUGCUGGCAAAUGAUGGCAACAAGCUGGGUGCCCAUGUUAUAGGCCACCUCAAGGACUGGAGCACCCUCAGGCAACAGAUCUUGGAGGGCAAGACUCUGAUUCACAAGAUGGAAUCAAACAUGCAGGCAGAUCUGGAACUACAGGGGAGCAAGGUCUUCCAUCAAGGAAGCAUCAGGCAACUGCUUGCCAACACUAGUUCCUUGCACCGGAUCCUGGAGAAGUCAGCCUUCCUCUUGGCAAUGUUCUGGAGAACAACCUUUCCUGUGCCUCACCUCUCUGCUCAAGUCCAGCAGACAGAGCAAGCAAUGCAGGAGGAGAUCCAGGAACUGAGAGCCAGAGUGGCUGAGCAAGAGAGCUACCUACAGAGCGCUAGCCAAACAAAGGAGAAAAUGGAGAACUUUAUCCUCACCCACUUGACCAGGACAUAUGAUGUACUGAGGAAAGCAAGGACUAACCUGCAGGGGAUGUCCAGCAGCCUACACCCAUCAUGUGACCAUGUCCUUGCAUAAGCCAUGAAAGAAACUGUCAUGAAGCUUCAGGAGCAGAAGAAAGAAAACCAGCUCAUACUACAGUUUCUCCUUCCUUCCUGGCCAGAUAUUAGAAAUGGCCUGUUGUUGAUUAAGACAUCUGUUUCCUCAUCAAACUCAGGUUUUGUUGUGAAAUCCAACCAUUAUCUUGCCUACAAACUUUGUUUUAGUGUAGCCUAACUUCACUGAAGGGAUCCCAGUGGAAGCAGGAGUAUCUCACAAAUAUGCUCUCUCGACAACUUCCCAGUGUGCUCCAGAGUGACUCCACUGCCAGCCAUCUGGCUAGAAUGUGUGUUGAAAUGUUGUAACCAUCAAUGCAAUAUUAGAUGAAGACUAUACUACGGACUUGUGUGUUGCUGCCGGAGAGAAGUGUUUUCUCAAAAUUGUUUCCUCCGGGUUGGCUCCAAUGCUCCCAUAGUCUGACUUAGGGAGACCAGAUGUUUGGGUGAGGCUUACUAUCAGUUCUAGCAUUCUCCCACCCAAGUCAAUUUAUUUAUGCUGUUCAGUUCUAGAUCAGGGUGUGUCAUGUCCCAUUAAAGCUCUACUUACCUUGCUUCAGAGAAACACAGCCUUGAUAUAUAUUCUUUGCAAGUGUGAUUGUACAGUAAAGAUCAGUGGGGAAUGGGGAUGGCAAGGCUCUCUUAGCCCUAGCUUCACUGUACUCUCCAAGUACACAUUUAUUUUUAAGGUGACUUCUCAAGUAGGUAUUCCACCCCAUGUCCCAGGGGUUGUUUCCAAAAUUGCUCGCAUACCCUCUGCAAGAUUUAUUGUAAUUGUUGUUGGAAGGAUAGUGUGGACAUCAGUUUGUAUGUAAUUCACACUAGAACCAUUUGGAAAGGGGGUUCAAAAGGCCCCCUUAUAGCCUUACCAGUCCACUGGAGGAGUAUGUGAAGGGCUGAAGAAGAAGAAGAGGUGGACCUUAGCUCACACUCCUCAAAAGAAAGAAAGCAUUUUUUUCUUUUGUAAACUGAAUUCCAAAUAAAGAUGGUGGUUGUUUUUUAAA
Messenger RNA from Hemicordylus capensis (graceful crag lizard), 8444 nucleotides. Its product is annotated as myomegalin-like. The coding region runs from base 362 to 7423 and encodes 2353 amino acids. The transcript has 38 exons. NCBI's taxonomy places the organism in Eukaryota, Metazoa, Chordata, Lepidosauria, Squamata, Cordylidae. Gene Ontology annotation, cellular component: nucleus; microtubule organizing center. Gene Ontology annotation, molecular function: zinc ion binding. The record is from RefSeq and is a predicted model, not a curated record.